Messenger RNA from Candidula unifasciata, 1217 nucleotides. Lineage: Eukaryota; Metazoa; Mollusca; Gastropoda; Stylommatophora; Geomitridae. The record is from the annotation of a GenBank genome assembly.
UGCAUUGUGGACUUGUAUACACUGGACGGUAGCCUGGUGAAUGACAUGCUCCAGCAAUCAGAUUCCCCACCAACAAAGUCUGCAGCACACGGAGCCACUCAGACAGCCAUGGCUUCACCAGUGGGGCACCAACUGAGAGACGUUAGCAGUGCAGCAAAGUCUUCAGAACAAGGAACCACUCAGACCGCCAUGACCCCACAAGCCGGGCACCGACUGGAAGAAGUUGGCAGUGCAACAAAGUCUGCAGAACAAGGAACCACUCAGACCGCCAUGACCCCACAAGCCGGCUACCGACUGGAAGAAGUUGGCAGUGCAACAAAGUCUGCAGAACAAGGAGCCACUCAGACAGUCAUGACCCCACCAGCUGGGCACAAACUGGAAGCAGCUGACAGUGCAGCAAAGUCUGCAGAAGGAAGAGCACAGCAAACAGCAACAACCUCACCAUUCUCAGCAACUGCUACCAGGUUGUUUGCCGAUGAUCCUGAUCCUUUGAUGUUACCAGACGCUGAUACAUUUGCUGUCUACGUUUGCAGAGUGAUGUCAGAAAACACUGUCCUGUUGAGAAUAGUUGAUGAUGAAUAUUCUGAUAAGCUAGAUGAACUGGAACAGGAAAUUGCCGACAACUUCUACUCCUUUCCUGUCCCUGAGAAGAUCCGGCAGAGCAACAUCUACGCUUGCAUGGUGCUGGCUGGUUCUGAAGAUGCAGAGGAUGUGGAGUAUGAUGAGGAAGGCAUGGAAAAGUUAACAGAUCAGAACAAAUACCACAGAGUCAGGGUUAUCAAGGAACACAAGAAUGGAAGCUGUGACUGUUACCUGCCAGACCAUGGCCACAAUGAAACGUUAAAUCGCAGCCAGCUACGGGAAAUUGAUCCACAGCUGAACAGAUCCCUCUCCUAUCAGGCUGUUAUGGCCAGGUUGCAUGGUCUAGACAGUCUCCCAGACAAGCUUAAGCCGAUGGCCGUCCGCCUGCUGAUUAAGCUGUUAACCACUGGAGCCACAUUGUUUGCUCUGAGGAAAGGAAAACAUGCAGAGAAGAGGAAUGGUGAUCCAGGAGGCUUAGAUGUCACUAUAACAAACAGGGUUAGGAAGAUCAUCAGUUGCCUGAAUGAUAUCAGUCCCGGCAAGGUGGGCCAAGUGUACCAGGACGUCUAUAAAGAAUCUCUUGAGAAUGUGGAGGAGGUCAUCAAAAACAUUCCUGGCUAUGGUUACUGGAGAGA